Molecule: messenger RNA, 993 nt
Organism: Ylistrum balloti
Lineage: Eukaryota; Metazoa; Mollusca; Bivalvia; Pectinida; Pectinidae
Product: calcium/calmodulin-dependent protein kinase type IV-like
Exons: 12
Coding region: 1-993 (330 amino acids)
Biological process (GO): protein phosphorylation
Molecular function (GO): calmodulin binding; calcium/calmodulin-dependent protein kinase activity; ATP binding
Source: RefSeq, a predicted model, not a curated record
AUGUCGAACAGUUCUGGCGGAGGAUAUUGGAUAAACGAAAGCAUCAAAGAUGAACUUUUUGAGGAUCGGUACACAAUUGGUCCUGAGCUGGGGAGAGGCACAAAUUCAGUUGUCAACAAGUGUACUAGUCGGCUGACCGAUGAAGCUUGGGCGGUCAAGACCAUCAACAAAAGGACACAUAGAUGUAGCCGAGGCGAAGUAGAGAAGGAAGUCGGCCUGCUGCUGAUGCUAAGUCAUCCGAAUUUAAUACGUCUGAAAGAAAUUUACGAGACACCAACACAACUGCAGCUGGUGUUGGAACUUGCUAAAGGGGGAGAACUCUUCGACAGCAUUGAGACUCGUGGUACAUACACUGAGAAAGAAGCGGCACAUGUCAUGAGAGACAUUCUGGAAGCUGUGCGGUACAUGCACGAGAAAGGCAUUAUACACAGAAAUAUUAAGCCCGAAAAUCUUUUACUAGAGGAUUUAAAAGAUAUUCCAAGAAUAAAACUUGCUGAUUUUGGCUUGACGAUGAUUCAAGAAAAAGAUGUACAAAUGAACAUGGUGUGUUCCUCUCCAGAUUACAGUGCUCCAGAAAUGCUACGAGGGAUAUCGUGUUCUAAAGCUGUAGACAUGUGGAGCUGUGGGGUCAUAGCUUUUGUAUUACUUACUGGCUACGAACCUUUCCUAGAGGUGAAUGGAGACACGUAUAAGCGUGUAAUAAAGGUAGAAUACUCCUUUGAUGACAACAUCUGCUCAGAAAUCAGUGAAAACGCAAAGGACUUCAUACGCAAGAUGCUUCAGAAGGACCCGAAGAAACGAUUGACAGCGACUACCGCCUUACGCCAUCCCUGGGUACGAGGAGUAGCUGCAAAAAACACAUGUCUUCUGCAGACACAGGAAAGCAUAAAAGACUUUAAUGCUAGACGGAAAUUUAAGGUUAAUAAAGGUGAAACAGAUGAUAGCUCUGUGGAUUCCGCCCCAGUGGUAACAGACCAAAUGUCUGGACAAUGA